Messenger RNA from Anarrhichthys ocellatus (wolf-eel), 1532 nucleotides. Its product is annotated as ADP-ribosylation factor-like protein 5A. NCBI's taxonomy places the organism in Eukaryota, Metazoa, Chordata, Actinopteri, Perciformes, Anarhichadidae. The transcript has 5 exons. The record is from RefSeq and is a predicted model, not a curated record. The coding region runs from base 480 to 908 and encodes 142 amino acids. Gene Ontology annotation, molecular function: GTP binding; GTPase activity.
CAGUCAGUGUCUCCUCCUUGUUGUCACAUGACUGUUGGUCUCAGAUGAAUCAAUCAUGACUUCAUAGUUUCUCUGAGGAGCUCACAGUUUAAUGUUCUUUACAGAAUCUGGUUAAAAUAAACGGUUUAUUAGAGGAGACAUUUUAAAUGAGAACAGAAUAAAAUGUUUUUGAUGAAAUAUCACAAUUGUAAGCUUGGGUUCGGGUUUUUCUUACUGAAGCGUUUGUCACACAUGAUGUGUUCAAUGACCGUCGGAAAGAUGAAAAUCUAACAAUGAUGACGUUUUUCUUAAACCUUCUGGCUGUGAUUCAGUGUAGUUUUGGGGUCUCCGGUGGGUUUUGGGGUUCAGAGGGUUAAACAGAUUGCUGGGCUGAGUUCACUGUGAAUUAUUUAAAGUCUCUUUAUUGCCUUUCAGAGCACAAAGUUAUUAUUGUGGGCCUGGACAAUGCUGGCAAGACCACAAUUCUAUACCAGUUUUCAAUGAAUGAGGUGGUGCACACCUCUCCUACCAUCGGGAGCAACGUGGAGGAGAUCGUGGUCAACAACACUCAUUUCCUGAUGUGGGACAUCGGGGGCCAGGAGUCCCUCCGGUCAUCGUGGAACACGUACUACACAAACACAGAGUUUGUCAUCGUGGUGGUCGACAGCACAGACAGAGAAAGGAUCUCCGUGACCAAAGAGGAGCUCUGCAGAAUGCUCGCACAUGAAGACUUAAGAAGGGCCGGGCUGCUGAUCUUUGCCAACAAGCAGGAUGUGAAAGGCUGCAUGUCGGUGGCUGAGAUCUCCCAGAGCCUCCAGCUCACCUCCGUCAAAGACCACCAGUGGCACAUCCAGGCCUGCUGCGCCCUCACUGGGGAGGGGUUGUGCCAGGGUCUUGAGUGGAUGAUGUCCCGGCUGCGCGUGAGAUGAUGACCUUUUUGACUUUUGAUACAGAGUGCUCCCUCGCUCUUUGUGUUCUCUGCCUCCAGACGUGAGCUAGGAUGGAGGAUGGAGGUUUGAUGGACGGCCCUCUCCUCUUUCCUGUGACGCGCUGACGUGGGCGGACCGACCGCCAGGACGUCAGUUUCUUCUGUGAUAAUUUAUUUUACAAAAGACGUCUUGAACUCGGAGCAACAACAAAGAAAACAAGAGCUUUUCUACUCAAGGACAUUGAACAAUGAGACUCAAAUUAUUUAAACUGAAAUGUGUGCACGGUUUUCCUUUCUCAGCAAAACACGGACGUCGGCAUAAGUGUCUGACGUGGAACUGUACGUGGACUUGUUCUCCAGCUGUGUGGGACUCCAGCCCACGGUGGCCUUGCAGUAUUGCCAGACUGGCUGUGGCAAUUUUGAUUGCCCCCCCCCCCCCCCGUGUGUAUAGUCCAGUAUUCUCUUUUAACGUGGUGCCUGAUGCAGAAUGUUGGAGUGAUGACGGUUAAUGGUGGCUGGAAAGAACAUGCUGAAAUAGGAGGGUAACAAGUCACAACAUGCCCUCUUCUUUUCAGUCCCUACAAAUAAUCAGUGAAAUAAAGUGUUUUUAUCUGUUUCAGGUGAA